AUGCCAGAUGGAAAAAGGGUUGGUGCACAAGCAGUCGCCAUGAGAAUAUCAGGAGAUAAAGCAACGUUCGAUAAUUGCAAGUUUAUAGGUUAUCAAGACACAUUAUGUGAUGAUAGAGGCAAACAUAUCUUCAGAAACUGUUAUAUCGAAGGGACCAUGGAUUUCAUUUUUGGAAAUGGCCAAUCCCAAUACUUGAACACUGCUAUAAGAUCAAUUUCAAAUGGCGUCGGAUUUAUUACAGCACACGCCAGAGAAAACGAGACUGAAGAAAGUGGAUUCGUAUUUGUCCAGUGUAGCAUAACCGGUACAGGUAAGGCUGAACUUGGCCGUGCAUGGAAGCAGAGUUCUAGGGUGAUUUAUGCUUACACAUACAUGGACAGUCUCAUCCUUGGCAAAGGAUGGUCUGAUGGCAUGACAGACAAUGAACACAAACCUGUUUAUUAUGGAGAGUACAAGUGCUAUGGACCAGGGUCAAGUUCUUCUGAUCGAGCCAAAUUCGUGAAGAUAUUAUCUGAUGGAGAAGCGAAACCAUUUUUGAGCAUAAGUUUCCUUGAUGGAAAUAAAUGGAUCCUUCCACCUCUUAAGAUGUGA
Messenger RNA from Pistacia vera, 591 nucleotides. RefSeq names its product putative pectinesterase 63. Gene Ontology annotation, biological process: cell wall modification. The record is from RefSeq and is a predicted model, not a curated record. The transcript has 3 exons. The coding region runs from base 1 to 591 and encodes 196 amino acids. Gene Ontology annotation, molecular function: pectinesterase activity. NCBI's taxonomy places the organism in Eukaryota, Viridiplantae, Streptophyta, Magnoliopsida, Sapindales, Anacardiaceae.